AUUCAAGAAUCAUCACUUGAUGGGAAGAAUGAAUUGUAUCGAGCAAGACAGAUUGGGCCAAGCAUUUGAAGAUGCCUUUGAGGUAAUGCGGCAGCACUCGAGCAGGGAUCUUCAGUAUACCCCAGAUUACAAAAAUUACAUGGCUUUCAUUAACCAUUACCCUCAUAUCAGAAGCAAUUCCAGCUACUAUGGAAUGUUGCCUGCCGAGGAGCCCGCCUGCCACUGGAGAACCGUAGUGAACACUGCUGGGGACUUCUGUUUGGAAGAAAACACUCAUCCAGCCCUGCAGAACAUAAUUGAAAACCAGUUGGAACAGCCUGUCAUCUUCCAGCAAAAAGGGGGAAAAGGCCGGAGGAAGCUGCGACUCUUUGAAUACCUGUUCGAGUCCCUGUGUGCUCCCGAGAUGAUGUCCUGCAUUCAGUGGGUAGAUAAAGCCAAAGGCAUCUUUCAGUUUGUAUCGAAAAACAAAGAAAAACUUGCUGAGCUUUGGGGAAAGAGGAAAGGCAACCGGAAGACCAUGACUUACCAGAAAAUGGCCCGAGCCCUGAGGAACUAUGCAAGGACUGGGGAAAUCACCAAAAUCCGGAGAAAGCUGACCUACCAGUUCAGCGAGGCCGUCCUGCAGAGGCUGUCCCCAUCGUCCCACUUCCUGGGGAAAGACAUCUUCCACUCCCAGUAUGUCCAGCCCUGUCAGGACUACCUCAGCUUAAACAGCUGGAAUGGAAACUACUAUGCGUAUGCCAAUUACCACGAGCCAAGCCUGCCCACUUGCUAA
This is a messenger RNA of Jaculus jaculus (lesser Egyptian jerboa), 775 nucleotides long. RefSeq names its product Spi-C transcription factor (gene Spic). The record is from RefSeq and is a predicted model, not a curated record. Gene Ontology annotation, molecular function: sequence-specific DNA binding; DNA-binding transcription factor activity, RNA polymerase II-specific. Gene Ontology annotation, cellular component: nucleus. Bases 20 to 775 code for a protein of 251 amino acids. Gene Ontology annotation, biological process: regulation of transcription by RNA polymerase II; cell differentiation. The transcript is spliced from 5 exons. NCBI's taxonomy places the organism in Eukaryota, Metazoa, Chordata, Mammalia, Rodentia, Dipodidae.